Cuscuta epithymum is the source of this 1571-nucleotide messenger RNA. Lineage: Eukaryota; Viridiplantae; Streptophyta; Magnoliopsida; Solanales; Convolvulaceae. The record is from the annotation of a GenBank genome assembly.
GUUUAUUAAGAUAUGGACUAUUCCUUCUUUAUCUUAAUUUAAGAACAAUUCGACUAUCAAAACCGGAGAAAUUACAGAACAUCUCAAUUUGACCGGCAAAGGCACAAAAAAGAUCAUAAUGAGACUGUUAAGUGCGAGCAGAGUGAUUGACCUCCCAAAAAGGCAGAAAUAAAGUGAUCAAUUAGCAGCUAGCUAGCCGCUCAACGUCACUUUAAAGCAAAGUUUUCUUUUGGGUGUGUAAAUUACCAAAUUCAUACUCCAUCAUCAAUCAUCUGGAUCUGAUUGUCUGAAGCUCGCAGGCCUAAUUCGGGAUUGAGAACGUAAACGAUGUCUUUUGAGGAGGACGAGGAGUCGUUCGAUCACACGCUUCUGGUGGUGCGUGAGGUUUCGGUUUUCAAAAUCCCGCCGCGCUCCACCAGUGGCGGCUACAAGUGCGGCGAGUGGCUUCAGUCCGACAAGAUCUGGUCUGGCCGCCUCCGGGUCGUGUCCUGCAAGGACCGCUGCGAGAUUCGCCUCGAGGAUCCCAACUCCGGCGAGCUAUUCGCCGCGUGCUUCGUGCUUCCUGGCCAGCGGGAGACCUCCGUCGAGUCGGUGCUCGACUCUUCCAGGUACUUCGUCCUGAAGAUCGAGGAUGGCCGCGGAAAGCACGCGUUCGUCGGCCUAGGUUUUAACGAGAGGAAUGAGGCUUUUGAUUUCAAUGUCGCAUUGUCGGAUCACGAUAAGUACGUUAAGAGAGACACCGAGAAGGAGGCCGGCGAUGGUCAGGCUAGCGACGAUAAUAAUCAUAUUGAUAUUCAUCCAGCUGUCAAUCACCGCUUAAAGGAAGGAGAAACUAUAAGGAUAAAUGUGAAGAACAAACCUUCUAGUGGAGCAGGCAUGCUUUCAGCUGCUGGCUUGACAAGCGGGUCCUCUGGAACUGGGAACCCCAACACCAUAACCCUUGCACCACCUCCCAAUGACACUGCUAUUGGGCUUGGAAAACCCAGAUCUCCUCUUCCACCGCCUCCCAAUGACACUGCUAUUGCUCGUAAGACUUCUGCCAUUAAGGGUAUUGUGCCCAAGAGGGCUAAGGACAAUACAGAUUGCUCUGCUGGUCCUUUAUCAGAUCUCUCUCCGAUCGAGAAGAGCCUGCCAUCUGAAAGUCGACCAUGUUCUAGUAAAGCAGCAACAACAUCAGCAUCCGGAUGGGCAGCGUUUUGAUUUUAGGAUGUGUUUGGCUGAAACAUGCUAUUUGUUUAACUGUUGUACCACUAUGAAUUAUUGCGAAAUUAAUUGAGCUGGAAAGUUUUUUGGAAACUACUGACUUACUGAGUAACCUUUUCAGUUGUCAUCACGGGGUGGUGGGACGAUAUGAUAACAGAAUCUGUUGAUAUAAAUAACGGGUUCCAUAGCUACACAAUGAACUUUUUUCUUUCUGUUGUACCUAAAAAGUAGCUUUUCUUUGUAUCAUGUGAAGAUUAUAGUUUGGGGGAGUUGUCCAUCUGUAACUUCAAAGUUCAAACUGGUAUUAUCGGAAAAAGAUUAUUAUUUUAUUCAUGAAACAAGGUGUGAAGUGGGUAAUCAACGUUGAC